Messenger RNA from Paramisgurnus dabryanus, 2007 nucleotides. RefSeq names its product BICD family-like cargo adapter 1. Gene Ontology annotation, biological process: vesicle transport along microtubule; Golgi to secretory granule transport. NCBI's taxonomy places the organism in Eukaryota, Metazoa, Chordata, Actinopteri, Cypriniformes, Cobitidae. The record is from RefSeq and is a predicted model, not a curated record.
AUCUCCUCCUCCUCCACACAGAGAUCUUCACACCACAAACUCACAGAGACUCGUCCUUAUUCUCUCUCAUAAUCAUCAGACAUGAACCGAGGUGAAGAGCUGUGUUACAAAGCCCAUGAAAUGGAGGUGGAUGAAGACUUUUACCCGUUUGAUUUGAGUAAUGACGAAGAUCUGCUCGCGGCUUUACGGCAGAAAGAGGAUGAAGUUCUGCUCGCGGCACAGCUCGGGAACGCGCUGCUCUUAGAAAACAGACAACUGAAAGAAGAGAGACAAACAAUUCAUGACGAAUACACACAACAGAUCGAGGAGUUGCAGCAGGGCAGGUACGAGCUGCAGGUGAAACUGGACAGCUGCCAGGCGCACUGGGAGGGUCGAGUGACCGACCUGGAGCAGGAUGUCCAUGAGCUGCAGGUACAGGUGGAGGGACUGACCCAGAACCUGUGUGAGGCAGAGAAAGAAAAAACAAGACUCAACCAUGAGCACAGUGAACAAAGCCAAAGAAUCAGGGAUCAGCUGCAGAGGGCGAUGGAAGUGGAGCAAACUAUGACCAGCAAACUACAGAUAUUAAAAGAUGAAAUGAGAGAGAGAGGACAUUCAAGACCUCAGGAUGAAGAAAUCAUCAGUGCUCUUAGAGAACAGGUAGCACGGCUUGUACAGCGUGAGCAAACACUAGAACAGCGCUUGAAGACAGCAUGUCAAGAGAAUGAGGAACUACGAGAGAGCGCAUCUUCACUAAACACACGCCUGGAUUUACAGGAACAACAGUGUCAUACACACACUCAACAGUUGGCAGAGGCGUGGAGUGAGGUGGAGGUGGUUCGUGCUCGGGUGCAGAGGUUACAGUCUCAGGUAGAUGAGCUCCAAGAGGAUAAUCUGGCCCUUCAGGAGAAAAGUCACAAUGAGACGUCAUUGUUGUCUGAGCUGGAAAACAGUAUGGACCCCUUGGACUGGAGUCAGGACAAAGAACAGGUGUCCCAGGACGUGAGCUACAUCCUGAAAUUACUGCAUCCUAUGGUCCACAGAUCAGCGGCUGAACAGAGCUCAGAUGACAGCCUGCAGGGCAUGCUAGGAAAACUGAAAGAUGUAGCACAAAGAAUAGCGCACAGUGACACACUACAGAAUGAGUGCCUAAUAGCAGAGAAUGCAGAGUUAAAGCUACAUGCUGAGAAGAUAAUGAAUGAAGUGGUUCAACAGGCUAUAAAGGACCGGGAUGAUGCCAUUGCAAAGAAGACAGCUAUGGAAGCAGAACUCCUAAGGACUAAACAUGACAUGAUGUGCCUAAACAACCAGCUCCUGGAAGCCAUUCAGCGGAAACUAGAACUGUCUCAGGAACUGGAGGCCUGGCAGGAUGAUAUCCAGAUUAUCAUCGGUCAACAACUGAAGAGUCAACAGCAGACAGAUCAACAACCACAGAAAAGGUCAACGGGUCGCCUGUCCUUCCUUCAUAAAUCCAGACGUGCCUCCUCAUCCCCUUCGACUGCAUCAGAGACGACGGCUCCAGGUUCACCUUGGAGGGACUGGCUCAAACUGAGCAAAUAAACCCAAUACUGAUAAACAGAAUGCACCAGCUGCUACUCCAAUAUUACAUGCAGCCGUCUACGUCCACAACACUGCGUUAGAGACUGGAUUAUAAUCUACAGAGAAAUGACAAGUCAGAACAACAUUUGGGACUACUGACAGACCAGAAUUUAAAUUAUGUGUGAGACAACAGACCUGCUAAUUCAUGAACAAUAAAUGGGUGAAUCUCACGGAAAAAUAAACAGGUCACCUUUGACUCCCAAAAUAAAAUAUGACGAGAAAAUAUAAGACAUUUUGUGUAAAGCAAAUUAAGCUCUUUUGUACUAUUCAUGCAUUUGUGUAUUUCUUGUAAAGAUUUUCUUUUUUGAACUUACUUGCAAAACUGUUUAUUGUAUUGUAAAUGGGUUUAUUGAAAUUGUGAACUGGGGUCACUGGGGGACAUCAUGCUGGUCAUGACCGUGUUGAUUGUGAAGACAAUGUGUAUAUAUA